Octopus bimaculoides (California two-spot octopus) is the source of this 2212-nucleotide messenger RNA. RefSeq names its product pyruvate dehydrogenase protein X component, mitochondrial. Gene Ontology annotation, cellular component: pyruvate dehydrogenase complex; mitochondrion. The record is from RefSeq and is a predicted model, not a curated record. Gene Ontology annotation, biological process: pyruvate decarboxylation to acetyl-CoA. NCBI's taxonomy places the organism in Eukaryota, Metazoa, Mollusca, Cephalopoda, Octopoda, Octopodidae. Gene Ontology annotation, molecular function: acyltransferase activity.
ACUAACCUCCACUUGUCCCAACUGUUCUCAGCAAAGGAGAACAGUGACCUUGGCACUCCAACCUGACUGACUUAACCUUUCUCCACCGAGGACAAUGUUGUUAGCUCAUCUUCGGUUUGGUAUGGGUCGUACCCUUGGCCAGUUUACCCGUACCAUCAGAAACGAGCCUAGCUUGACCGUUUUGGCGAGGAGGCUGUUCCACCGAGAUCGAACACUUCGUGAUACCAUAAAACUCGAGAUGCCAUCAUUAUCUCCAACAAUGACAGAAGGAUCCAUCAUCAAAUGGUACAAGAAAGAAGGGGAUCGCAUAGCUCCUGGUGACGUACUCUGUGAUAUUCAAACAGACAAGGCUGUUGUAAGUAUGGACAUUGAAGAAGAAGGAGUACUGGCCAAAAUUAUAUUACCAGAUGAUACGAAAGAUGUCAAAGUGGGCCAGUUGAUUGGCUUAAUGGUUGAUGAAGGAGAUGACUGGGAAAAUGUCCAGAUUCCUGGAGAGCCUGCAAGUUCUACUGCAUCUGCUCCACCACCUGCACCUGCAGCAGCUGCUCCACCAGCUGCACCGGCUGGUGAACCUUUUCGUGGCUUGUGCAUAGAGAUGCCUUCUUUAUCUCCGACCAUGUCAGAAGGAGACAUUAUAAAAUGGCAUAAGCAGGAAGGUGACAAAGUGGCCCCUGGUGACAUUCUUUGUGAUAUUCAAACCGACAAGGCUGUGGUUAGCAUGGACAUUGAAGAAGAAGGAAUAUUAGCAAAGAUUCUAAUGCCCGAAAACAGUAAAAAUGUUAAAAUCGGUCACCUGAUUGCAUUGAUGGUAGAUUUGGAUGAUGAUUGGCAGAAUGUAACUGUCCCUGCUGAAGUGACAGCCAGUACAGAUGCACCAGUCUCGAGCACCAAACCUGCAGCAGCGCCACCACCACCACCACCAGUCCCUUCUGCAACCUCACCAGCUGCAGCACCAGUACAGAGCAAUGCUAAAAUCAUUGAAGAAAUACAUGCUCUAACAAGAGUCGGUCCUUCAGUUAAGAAAUUAUUGGAAGAGUUCAAUAUCAGCCCAAAAGAUGUUCAACAAAGUGGUUCUCGAGGUCAAAUUCUGAAGGGUGAUGUUCUCUCAGUCAUCAAGUCAAAACAUCUAGUGAGGUCAAGCCCACCAUCUCCUGUUCAGCCAACACCUGUUCAGUCAACGCCUGUUCCACCAGUUACUCAGCUAAAAGCACCACCAUCACCACCUGCACCUGCCACUAAGGGUCCAUCAAAGCUAAAGUACACAGAUAUUCCUGUUACCAGCAUGAGGAAAACAAUAGCUAAACGUUUGACCGAAUCAAAGACGACUAUUCCCCAUUCUUAUGGCUCUAUUGAAUGCAAUGUUGACAGUGUGAGUGCACUUAGGAAAAAAUUAAUUGCGGAUGGUAUAAAAGUGUCCCUGAAUGAUUUUAUCAUAAAAGCUGCUGCCCAUGCUCUACGGCGGGUGCCUGAUAUGAAUGCUAUAGUGAAAGAUGGUAAUCCUGUCCAGUUACCAGCUGUGGAUAUCUCAAUAGCUGUGGCAACUCCAAAUGGACUCAUUACACCAAUUGUCAAAAAUGCCGUUAGUCUUGGUAUUUCUGAUAUUUCAAGCUCAGUCAAGUAUAAUGUUUUUGUUUCUCUUUUCAGUAUAUCAAACCUUGGAAUGUUUGGGAUAAGUGAAUUUUCUGCUGUAAUCAAUCCUCCACAAGUUGGAAUACUGGCUAUUGGUUCAUCUCGUUUAGUGCCAACUACAAACAAAACUGCCAAGACAAUGAUGACCGUUGUAUUGUCUUAUGACCGGAGAGCUGUCAGUGAACACGAAGCAGCCAUGUUUCUAGAAGCCUUCCAAGAAAUAAUCGAAAAUCCUUCUCUGAUGCUUUCCGGAGGAGACACUCCAUCUACUUGUGAUAAUCCAGUUUCAGAACCUGCCGCCAGCAAACCAGAAACUCCAGUCUCAGCAUCUGAGACUGUAACCGUAAGCAUGGCGACACCAAAUACCGAUUCAAAUGUAUUAGCAAAAGAAGCCCUUAUAAAAAGUCUUAUAUUCUAGAGUGCAAUAAUUGUGAAAAGUCCUCAGUUUCUGUGGCAAAACAUCAAAAGCUGUUGUAUAUCUGUUUCAUACCAUUUAAAAUAUUUCUUUUCUUAAUUUAUCAACACAUUUCCUUUCAAAAAUCAGAUCCUUAGUACAUAUAUCUAUAAAAAUAUCUAGAGUAAA